Molecule: messenger RNA, 735 nt
Organism: Microplitis demolitor
Lineage: Eukaryota; Metazoa; Arthropoda; Insecta; Hymenoptera; Braconidae
Exons: 5
Coding region: 1-735 (244 amino acids)
Biological process (GO): sensory perception of smell; detection of chemical stimulus involved in sensory perception of smell
Cellular component (GO): plasma membrane
Molecular function (GO): odorant binding; olfactory receptor activity
Source: RefSeq, a predicted model, not a curated record
AUGUUUAACAGAAAUAAAAAAAGUGAUGACCUCACUACAAUAUCAUGUGAAGAACUUUGGAAUUUAGAUAUAACAAUUUUGAAAACAGUAGGUGUAUCAUUUCGUAAUGCAUUUGGUGGUGAAUAUCAUUUCAUUACUGAUUUAAUCCCGGUUGUAUUUGGUAUGUCAAUGAAUAUUUUAAAGGGUUCAACAUUAUGGUUUCAUCGACGUGAAUUAUUUACAAUUUUAAAAGAAUUUCACACUCGAUGGAAUUACACUAGGACAAAAGUCCAUUUGCAAAAUAAAAUUUAUAUGCUCAUCAAUACUUCGAAAAAAGUACGGUAUUGUUAUAUGACUGCUAUUAUAGCUAUCGGUUUAUCUUUUGGUCUACGUCCAUAUGUGUUACUAUUUACUUACUACUUCAAAACAGUCGUCCAUCAGUCAAAUACUACAAUUGAUUUUUCAGUUGUUAUUUACCCACUUGCAUAUCCGUUUACGUAUCAGACGAUGAAUCGUUACGUUUUGUUGUUACUGUAUGAGCAAUGUGUUAAUUACUUCGCUAUCUGUUACGUAACAUGUGAUACUAUUUUCAUUCAACUUAUGACUCACACUUCAAUUAACUUUCUGGUACUAGCUGAUGAUUUUAGAAAUAUGAAUCGACAUAUUGAUAUUAAUAAUAACGAUAGCGAUAACAAUAAUGUUGGUGUUCAACAUAUGAUAGAAUUAGUUAAUAAACAUCGUUCCAUGUUAUCGUAA